AUGAAAAGACGAAAAAAAAAACCCAGUGGACGUAAACACAACGUAGAUCACGUGACUACAACCAGGAAGUAGCUUGAGCGUCAGCAACAAAAGGGAGACAUGACCUCUUCAGAAUGGCACCUGUCUUUAAAGCUGGUGGAUCAGCCCAAGUCCACCUUCCACUUCCCAGAGAUGAUGCCAGGAGAUGUACCACCUGGAGGAUACAGAGUCGCUACCUUAAAACAGCUCGUAGCAGCUCAGCUCCCAGACUCCAUCCCAGACCCUGAACUAAUAGAGCUGGUCCACUGUGGGCGAAGACUUAAGGAUGAUUUAACUCUGGAUGCCUGCGGGAUUCAACCAGGAUCCACCUUACACAUCCUCAAGAAGACGUGGCCCGAGCCAGAGAGCAGUUCAGAGCCUGUAAACAGAGCAACAGCAGCCAGAGAGUUCAGGGUGUUUCAUGCUGCUCUUCAUUCUCUCAACUCUGCCUACAGAGACUCGGUAUAUAAAAUGCUGACAAACAAAGAGUCCUUGGAUCAGAUCAUUGUAGCCACGCCAGGGCUCAGGUCAGACCCAGUUGCACUAGGAGUGCUCCAAGACAAAGAUCUCUUUGUGCAGUUCACGGACCCGAAUAUGCUGGACGUAUUAAUCAGUUCACACCCAGCCCUCGUCAAUGCCAUCAUCCUGGUCCUGCACUCCGUGGCGGGCAGCAUGCCCGCUCAGUCCAGCGCCAGCUCUUCUCGCAAUGUGUCUGCCAGUUCUUACGGCGAUAUGCCAGGGGGCUUCAUGUUUGAGGGAAUGUCUGAUGAUGAGGAAGAAUUCCAGUCUGGGAGCCCGGCGGGUCCCUCCAACAGAGGCGGGGUCUCAGCAGGAAUGAGACCAGUUUCUCUGAGCCACAGCGGAGCAACAGGCCCUCGACCUAUAACGCAGAGUGAGCUGGCUACUGCUCUGGCCCUCGCUAGCACUCCUGACAGCAGCGCUGUCACGCCAACAACAGCAAGUCAGACGGACCCCUCCAGUGGUGUAGCCCCCAUGCCAGCAGGGACCCCAGUCAGUAAUGAUCUCUUCAGCCAGGCACUACAGCAAGCUCUGCAAGCCACCAACAUGUCUGCUCUACAGGGCCGCUGGCAGUCCCAGAUGCAGCAGCUUCGGGACAUGGGGAUCCAGGAUGAGGAGCUGAUGCUGAGGGCGCUGCAGGCCACAGAUGGUGACAUCCAGGCUGCCCUGGAGCUCAUAUUUGCGGGAGGCCCAGGACUCUGAGUCCAAGCCCCACGGACAAAGCCUUUUAUAGAGGAGAGAGCAGGAAAAAUCUGGUCACCCUGCUGCCCAGGAAGGAUAGGCAAAUGUUAACUCACAGUAUAUAGAGUUCUUAUUGUUCCUCUAUUUAACUGGAAACACACUGUACUGACAGAGCAGUAUCAGCCGUGCUCCACAGGACUCGACACCUACAGCUUUUUCUUAUUAAUGUGACAAAAUGGUUAAUAAAUUGAAUCAUGUUUACA
Amphiprion ocellaris (clown anemonefish) is the source of this 1481-nucleotide messenger RNA. Its product is annotated as ubiquitin-like protein 7. The transcript is spliced from 11 exons. Gene Ontology annotation, molecular function: polyubiquitin modification-dependent protein binding. Gene Ontology annotation, biological process: ubiquitin-dependent protein catabolic process. The record is from RefSeq and is a predicted model, not a curated record. The coding region runs from base 100 to 1239 and encodes 379 amino acids. NCBI's taxonomy places the organism in Eukaryota, Metazoa, Chordata, Actinopteri, Pomacentridae. Gene Ontology annotation, cellular component: cytosol.